CCGACGCUUGGUCCUGGCGACAAGAUUGGCACAGGCGAUUCAUCGAUCCUGUACGACUUUAUGCCAUCUAAAUCAGCCCUCUAUCCUACACUUUCGUCCUUCAACAUAUUUUCCCGCCUCUGUGCUGAAGUUCGCUGGCAGCGUAUGUUUCACGCAACUGGCGAAGUUCCACGGCUAGUCUGCGUCCAGGGCAUAUCACAAGAUGACGGCUCGCAUCCAAUUUACCGCCAUCCAAGCGACCAUGUGCUCCCCCUCAUGCCCUUUUCUCCCUCGGUGGAUGCGAUCCGGUUGGAAGCGGAGAAACGCGUAGGACACCCGCUGAACCACGUCCUCAUCCAGCUCUAUCGAUCUGGUAAUGAUUACAUCUCAGAACACAGCGAUAAGACGCUGGAUAUCGUCCAUGGGAGUAAGAUUGUCAACGCUAGCUUCGGGGCGCUGCGGACGAUGCGACUGCGGACGAAAAAACCCGAAAUCGCCACCAUUGCUAGAGCCGAAUCACAUCCUUCUACAGUUCCCAGCACAUCCUCUUCCGACCGAGUAACCCAGCGCGUGCCUAUGCCGCAUAACUCACUGUUUGUCCUCGGCCCAGACACUAAUGCGACCUGGCUUCAUGGAAUCCAGCCGGACAAGCGUGCUCCCAUCGAUAGAUCUUCUGCCGAACUGGCCGAGGGCGGAGCACGCGUUUCGCUGACGUUCCGGCACAUCGGAACAUGGGUCAGCGGUGAUGAGAACUUGAUCUGGGGUCAGGGUGCCACUGCUCGAGACAAGUCAGAGGCACGGAAGACCAUCCAUGGAGGAGAGGAAGCCAAGAAACUUAUCAUGGCCUUUGGGGCGGAGAAUCGCAGUAGCGAGCAAAAUUCCUGGGAGAGGUUCUACGGGAAACGAUCCGAUGUGCUU
Molecule: messenger RNA, 897 nt
Organism: Eremomyces bilateralis CBS 781.70
Lineage: Eukaryota; Fungi; Ascomycota; Dothideomycetes; Eremomycetales; Eremomycetaceae
Exons: 1
Biological process (GO): DNA repair; DNA alkylation repair
Cellular component (GO): nucleus
Molecular function (GO): dioxygenase activity
Source: RefSeq, a predicted model, not a curated record